This is a messenger RNA of Amborella trichopoda, 1291 nucleotides long. Its product is annotated as 2-oxoglutarate (2OG) and Fe(II)-dependent oxygenase superfamily protein. NCBI's taxonomy places the organism in Eukaryota, Viridiplantae, Streptophyta, Magnoliopsida, Amborellales, Amborellaceae. Gene Ontology annotation, cellular component: mitochondrial matrix. The record is from RefSeq and is a predicted model, not a curated record. Gene Ontology annotation, biological process: fatty acid metabolic process; DNA damage response.
UCCUAUUAGUACCACUUGAGCUGUUGAUGGCUGUUCAUCUACUUUGACAUUCGUCUCGUACGGAUUCUUGCACUCUUGCAGCAAUGGACGAGGAAACUAGGGUUUUGAAAGACGUCUUUGGGGAAUCAUCAGAAAGCGAAAUCGAUACUCCACAAUCUCAGCCCGCCAUGAACUAUUCAUGGGAGCGUUUGGAUGAAAUCAAUGGGUUGUGGAUUUGCAGAGGAUUUAUUCAACCUGAGCGCCAAUCUUCAUUGCUCUCUGCUAUCGAACAAGAAGGAUGGUUCACUAAGGCCUCCUUCAAUCAGGCCAUGAGGUUUGGAGAUCUCCCGGAAUGGGCUGUCGAACUCUGUGGGUUAAUUCGGGAUGUGGUGUGCUUGUAUGAUUUCAUCCAUGAAGAUAAUUGCGUGUCGACUCAAAAUGCUAAAUGCAAAGAAGAACCAACUCCCCUAGCACCAGAUUUAUUGUGGAGGGAACCCUUGUUUGAUCAACUCAUUGUGAAUGCAUACCAACCAGGUGAGGGCAUAUGCGCCCAUGUAGACCUGAUGCGCUUUGAGGAUGGAAUUGCGAUCAUCUCAUUGGAGUCAUCAUGUGUGAUGCACUUUACACUGGUUAGAGAGCCUAGUAGCUCUAGCAAAAAUGCGUAUGAAAAUGUAGAUGAAGAUGCAGGGGUAUUUCGGGACAUGUGUGUUCCUUUUCUUCUGAUGCCAGGAGAUCUUGUUCUUAUGUCAGGAGAGGCUCGCUAUCUUUGGAAGCAUGAGAUCAACAGGAAGCCGGGAUUUCAGAUGUGGAAAGGGCAAGAAAUUGAGCAGCACAGGAGGAUAUCUGUUACUCUGAGGAAGCUUUGCCAACCUCGUUAGCUACUUUGUUUUGAUUCUUUCUUUUCUUUUUCUUCAUUGCAUUUCUCGUUUAUUCUUUUGGCUAAGAAAUCUACCUCGAGGGAAAGAAUACCGUGCAACCAUGGACUAUUGAAAGUCCAUCAAGUGUCAUCAUCAUCCAAUCAAUGGGUGGGUGGUGAUGGAAGAAAAACACUGACCAACCAAUUGUUGGGAUGAUAGAUGAUGGAGGGAGAGGACAUGUCAUUACCCAAACUGGGUCCCACUGCCAAUUGUUGUUCAUCUAUUGGUUGAAUGGUGAUGACCCAAGAGACCGUGGUUUUCCAUAGUCCACUCCACUGGGUUACAAUUCUCAUAUCUAGACUUAAUUCUUCAUGGAAUAUGUUGGAACUUUUCCACAUGGGGCUGUAUACUGUACUUGGUUGGUUACUCAUACUCAAGUUCCACUGUCCAUAGCA